AAAACACUCCUCAGUUCUUAUUCAGGAAGAGGACAACGACUCCACCAGCUGACUUUUCUGAUACAGGUACAACCAUGAGACUACUAGGUUACUUUUGUCUUGUGGUGAACUUGGCAUUUUCAUCAGCACUCUCCCUCCCUUCUGUAGAGGUAGAGAUAGUUGAUGUUGGUGAAAACAACACUAUCGAAGAGGAUUUAACGCUUGAUGAUAUUCGUGAGCCUCCUAACAUUCAAAGAAGCAGCAUUCUACCUGGAAAUGAUCUCUGGACAUCGCCAAUCCCCUAUGUCUUGGAUAAAGACCUGGAGUUGAACGCCAAAGGAUUCAUCAUGAGAGCCUUUGAGCAAUUCAGAUUGAAGUCAUGCAUCGAUUUCAAACCCAAGUAUUCUGAGGACUAUUACAUUGAUAUCCAAAAGUUAGAUGGGUGUUUCUCAUAUAUUGGUCGACAGUUUGCCAAUGGACAGGACCUCUCUAUUGGUUCAGGCUGUGACUCUCUUGCCAUCGUUGAGCAUGAGAUUCUCCACGCUCUUGGAUUCUACCAUGAACAGUCAAGAUUUGACAGAGAUGAUUUUGUGCAGAUCGUACCUGCCAAUAUUAUAACAGGUACAGAGCAUAAUUUCAGAAAGGUCAGCAGUGAUGAAUCCACCACCCAUGGAACCCCAUAUGACUACAUGUCCGUGAUGCACUAUGGCAAGAAUGCUUUUAGCAAUGGGAAUGGUAAUGGAACAACAAUCAUCACGGUGGACCCUAGAUUCCAAGAUGUUAUUGGUCAAAGGCUUGAAAUGAGUCCUAGUGAUGUAGAAGAACUGAACCUCCUCUACAAUUGCAAUGCAACUAUUUCCUUUAUUUUUUACUGUGGCUUUUCCAAUGGAACUAUGUGCCAAAUGAGUCGCUGUUCACAAAAUGGAAGUAACUGGGAAGUCGUCACACAAACCCCUGGGGGUCCAAGCUCUGACCAUACCAGUCUAUCAAGCGGAAGUGGAGAUAAUGGUCAACAAACGGGAUACUUUAUACAUGGAAGCACGGCAACAGGUCAAGAGGGCGAUUCAGCACGGCUGGAAACUGAAGAAGUGAAGCCUAACAGAGGAUGUAAUGUUCAAUGCUUGCAGUUCUACUAUUUCCACAGUGGAAAUGAAUCAGAUGAACUUAAUAUCUGGAUCAGAGAAUUCCAAGAUGAACAGGACACCAAUGGAGUUCUCCGCCUCAUGAGCCAGAUUACCGGUUCACCUACAUCUCACUGGAAGAUCCACCAUGUUUCCUUGAAUGCCACCAAGAACUUCCAGGUGGUGUUUGAGGUUCGGAAAGGAGCCGGAAACUCUACAGGAGGCUUCUCAAUUGAUGACAUUAAUCUCUCAGAGACAGAGUGUCCACAUGUUGUCCUGCAGAUUGAUGACUUAGAGAAUCUUUUAAACACAAGCAACACUGUAACAAUAAGAUACAGUCCACGACAAUAUUCAAAAGAUGGCCAUGCGUACCGUAUAGCUGCUAUACUUCGCAAACCAUCUGUUGGAAUGUUUGUGCAGCUCUUGUCUGGUGAUUUUGACAAUGAACUGCAGUGGCCUUGUCUGCAAAGACAAAUGAUUUUCCAGCUGUUGGAUCAAACCCCGAACAAGAAACUGCAAAUGUCCAAGGAACUUGCUUUUCUUUCAGUUGAAACUCAAGUGACAAGUAGUGGUAUACUUGCCUGGAAUAAUCCCAGGGACAAUGGAACUAAGGUUCUCUAUGAAAAUAAUGAGUAUAUUUAUGGUGGACCACUCUGGGGUUACUCACGAUUUGCAACCUUGGAAGAACUGCGAUCCAGAGAGUUCCUCAAGGGGGGUAGUGCCAUUUUUAUGUUUAAUUUUGAAGAUCUCACCCCACUGAUCAAUGGAACUACUCUGCCAUGUCCUCAGUUAAGACCAAUAAAGACAAGAAAUCCUACCAAAAAUGUGGAUGAAGGUCCAUGCCUACCACGGAUUUUAUCUACCGCCCAUCCUCCUGCUACUACAGACAACAAGUAUUGCCUUUAAAUGAUGUUCCAGUCUCUCCUGCCCUUCCUUGUCUCCUUUUGGUUCUUUCUUUUUCCUUGGAAAAGGGAAUUAUUUAUUGAUAAUAUCACUGAACUUUCUACCUGUGUUUGUAGUUUAUGACAACUAUUACAAUGAGCUGUUAAGGAUAGCAAACACAAUUACAAAGGAAUGACAAGA
Messenger RNA from Cyprinodon variegatus (sheepshead minnow), 2183 nucleotides. Its product is annotated as meprin A subunit beta-like. Gene Ontology annotation, cellular component: membrane. NCBI's taxonomy places the organism in Eukaryota, Metazoa, Chordata, Actinopteri, Cyprinodontiformes, Cyprinodontidae. Gene Ontology annotation, biological process: proteolysis. The transcript is spliced from 15 exons. Gene Ontology annotation, molecular function: metalloendopeptidase activity; protein binding; zinc ion binding. The record is from RefSeq and is a predicted model, not a curated record. The coding region runs from base 75 to 2006 and encodes 643 amino acids.